Bipolaris sorokiniana ND90Pr is the source of this 3831-nucleotide messenger RNA. RefSeq lists its product as uncharacterized. NCBI's taxonomy places the organism in Eukaryota, Fungi, Ascomycota, Dothideomycetes, Pleosporales, Pleosporaceae. Gene Ontology annotation, molecular function: transcription cis-regulatory region binding. Bases 320 to 3652 code for a protein of 1110 amino acids. Gene Ontology annotation, biological process: regulation of transcription by RNA polymerase II. The transcript is spliced from 2 exons. The record is from RefSeq and is a predicted model, not a curated record. Gene Ontology annotation, cellular component: SWI/SNF complex; nucleus.
GCCAUGCUGGAUGAGGCUAGAGGGCUUUGCUUGGCAACAGCGCCCUUCUCGCUCCACGUCCGCUCCUCAGCACCGCAUAGUCCGCAAAGCGCGUCUGCGCUACGUGAACAUCUCGACUGCCCCCGGAGCCACGCCAUUCCGCCUUGCCCUGAUGACAAGAGCAUUCUAGCGCUACUCUUCUGUUGCCGCACUGUGCUUCCCAAGCCCCCUCACGUGCCUGAACACAUACACGCUCCCUCGCCGCUCUCCUCGGCCGACACGCGCCUUUUCACUCGUUCCCGCCGCGACCAUCGCCCGUCGGCCCUAGUCGCGCUCCACCAUGGACUUCCAGUCUCCCCAGAACGCCAUGUACGACACCUCGAGCUUCAUCGAUCCCAGUGCCAUCGCCAACCCCCAGAUGAAUGGCGCGCGCCCCUACAACCCAAUGCCCCAAGUCCCUCAGAAGCGAGACUCCACUGGCGCCGCCCUCUCUCUAUCCCGCUCACAGACGCCCUCCCAGCAGCCCCAAUUCGGCUUCCAGCACCAACAGCCAUUCGCCAACACGCCUUCGCCCACCAUGUCGAGCCAGCACUUUGCGCCUAGCCAGAUGGGCGGCCAGCGAAUGCAGACUGCCUCGCCCGCGCAAAACCCUCAUGCGCCCCAGAUGUCGCCCAUGGGCUUCCAACCCUCGCCCAUGAACCAAGCAUUCAACGCAAACUCUGGUAACCAAUUCCCAGUUCAGUCGGUCCAGCUGUCACAAAAUCUGCAGAGUCGCCAGCAGGAGGCGCAGAGGCAGUACGCAAUGCGCCUGCAACAGCAGCAGCAGCUGGGCAACCUCGCCGCGAGCAACAUGGCCGCGCGACAAGGACAGCAGCCAGGCGCACAGAUGCCCGGCGGAAUGCAAAACCCCAUGCAGCAUCCUGGUAUGCAGCCAAACAUGAUGCAAGGUCAACCACAACAACCAAACCCCCAGGUCCAAUAUCAGCAGUUCCUUAAAAACGUUGCGGCGCUAUAUGCUCAGCAAAACCGCCCGUUUAACCCGCAGCCUCAAUGCGCUGGCCGUGUAAUUAAUUUGCAGAACCUCUACGCCGCCGUCUUGCGCUUCAAAGGCUCUCGAUUCGCUACCCAGCAGAAUGGCUGGCCGCGGAUCGCACAGAUGAUGAACAUACACCCACAGCAGUUCCCUAAUGCCCCUAACGAGUUGCGCCAGAUCUACGAAGCAAACUUGCUUCUAUACGAAACUGCCUACAUCCAGCGACAGCAGCAACAGCAGCAAAUGCAAAUGCAACAACAAAAGGGCAUGCCUCCGCAAGGGCAAAUGGGUCAGAUGGCACAAAUGGGGCAAAUGGGACAAAUGGGUCAGAUGGGCCAGAUGGGUCAGAUGGGUCAAAUGAAUCAAAUGGCUACCAUGGGUCAACAGAUGUCCCCAACAAGACCGACAAUGCCAGGACAGCAAAACAAUAUUGCAGGACAUCAAGAGUACCUUCAACAGCUGCAAAGAUCGCAGGAGUCGUUGAAGCAACAGCAGCAGCAGCAGCAGCAACAACAACAACAACAACAACAACAGCAGCAGCAGCAGCAACAACAGCAACAGCAACAGCAGCAACAACAACAACAACAACAACAACAACAACAACAACAACAACAACAACAACAACAACAACAACAACAACAACAACAACAACAACAGCAGCAGCAGCAACAAGCCCAACAAGCCCAGCAACAAGCCCAGCAACAGCAAGCCCAGCAACAAGCCCAGCAAGCCCAGCAACAAGCCCAGCAGCAGCAACAGCAACAGCAACAGCAACAGCGCCAAUCAGUCCCACCUACCCAGCAGCCCCAUCAACAAAUCGAUCCAACCGCGCACCUGCCACAAUCAACGCCGUUACAAAGCAAUGCAGCACCUCCGAGCGUCAACGGUAACACACCACAGCCAGAUAUCAAUACGCGGAAGAGCCUCAGCAGACAGUUGGAGGGAACCCCUGUUCCAGUCAAAGAACCUAACCAGGUACAACCUUCGCCGAUGAAGCAGGAAGAAAAUGCUGCAGUCGCCGAUCCGGCUUUGCAUGCUAUCGAAGGACCUGAGAGGCGGAAACCUGUGAUAGAGCAAGAUGAUGGCACAAGAGUCUACCAACCCGCAUGGCGAACUCAAGAUACCUGGGGAGGUCUCGACUUUGACUCUGACAACUUCAAGAACAUGAUCGACACCAUCACAAACUACAAGCCAAACGUGCCGAUGCUGCCAGAGAUGGGUGUGAUUGACAUCCGAGCGAUCACCAUGAGCAUCAGGUCGGGUUUGCCUGGCGAGGCGCGCUUGGGACUCGACACCCUCACACGCUUGACUUAUGACAACACUAUACAAUUCAAUCUGGCCCACUGCGAAGAUUUGACAGAAGUAUUGGUGGAGUAUGCAGAAGACCUCUUGGAAACAUUGGGCAACGACAAUCCCGAAGUCACCGACAUUAUCGAUCUCAUGUCCUACGAAGAUGUCAUGCACCACUGCCGCGAAGAAGCUGCCUCGCUACUGGAAAUUCCACAGGCCGGGACAACCGCACACCAUCUCAAUCGUACCGCUGACCGGCUGCUUGCGAUUACCACGAUUUUCCGCAACCUAUCCUUCCUCGAGGUUAAUCAUGACUCCCUAGUCAGCCCAUCGGUUCUAAAAUUCCUCGCAAACUUCAUACGCCUUGUGGGCACACGUGUUCUGCUUCUCCGUUCACACAUGAACACCUUUGAGUUCAUGAAAGACAUUGUUACUUUCUUUUCCAAUACUAGUGCUAAAGUUGUUCUGCCUAGCCGUGAAGAUGCAUACGCUGUACUGCACUUCCUAUGCGCCUUUGCUCCAAUGCCACGACCUACCGAACCUGUCAAGUUCACGCCCUUUGAUCCUCAAAUCCACCGCUAUCUUCCGUCCGCAGUCGACAGUCUCGCAAAGCUGCUCGCUCGUGAUGAUCCCAACCGGACAUAUUACAAGCAGAUCUUCAUCAACGAGGCGACAGCUACACCAGCGUAUGACCUCCUGACACGAUCCUUUGCCCUCGCCAUCUCCGUCGUGCCUGACCGCAACUACAUUGAGAACAGGAUGUACCAAUUGAAGGACCCGCGCCCUAAGGAGGUGCGCAUAUUUGAGGCGCGUAUCGCAGAAUCGCGAAAGGCCUAUCUCAUGCAAGGCAUGCUGGCUGCAGACAUCCUCGCCAGUCUAGCCCCAGGACCGGAAACUGGCAUCUGCCGUGCAUGGCUUGAAUCAGAGGACGGCUGGGCACAUACGCUCCUCAAAUUUGCAAUGUCUCUCUCAGCCACUGACGCUGCCAUCCCUCACCCUCCCCUGCCACCAAACCACCGCGGCCCAAGACCCAUGGACCACGACCGAGAAGGUUUCCAACUCAUUGUGCACCGUGCGCUAUCGACUCUCAAGCGCCUAGGCGACAAGUCAAAGGGCGGCGAGCCCCUUGUCAAGGGCGUGCAGCAAAUGAACGGACACAUGAACCACGACAGCAUGGAUGAGGACGAGGAUGAUGAUGACAUGGAGAUUUUCAGUUUCAACGGUAGCUCAUGGAGGGUAAAAGCCGAUAUUCUACCCCGCAAGGAGACGCUACUUGGUGCACUGUUGACAGCGCAACUCGACGUUCGCAGUCUAAAUCAAUUCUGUAAGAUUGGGUAUCUGGACGAGUAAAGGAAAACAAAGGAUUAACUUUUUUGGGAAAUUCGGGUUGACUUGGAGGUUUGGGGCGGGGGCUGGAAUAGAGAUGCCUUUUGUUUCUGGGAGUACUUUCAAAAGGGACCGAUUCUUUUGGGAGGUUUCUGCUUUGCAUAGUGUGUAUGUGUAUGUAUGUGUAUCUGAGUGUUUUGUGU